Messenger RNA from Trichosurus vulpecula (common brushtail), 3514 nucleotides. RefSeq names its product protein kinase C delta (gene PRKCD). Gene Ontology annotation, molecular function: diacylglycerol-dependent serine/threonine kinase activity; ATP binding. Gene Ontology annotation, biological process: protein phosphorylation. NCBI's taxonomy places the organism in Eukaryota, Metazoa, Chordata, Mammalia, Diprotodontia, Phalangeridae. The record is from RefSeq and is a predicted model, not a curated record. The transcript is spliced from 19 exons. Bases 979 to 3009 code for a protein of 676 amino acids.
UCUCCCCCUCUCCCUCCCCACCCCCCCAACCGAGAGACGCCUGGGCCAAAAGAUAGCCUGCCACCCCUCCGUCCAGCAGAAGCGAGGCACUCUCCGAGGGAAGCAACUCGUUGGACGGAGUGAUCCACCCCGCUCCUGGGGCGGAGAGACCCCAGGGACCUAGAGGUUCUCGCCCCACCCCAACUCCCAGGGCUGAGAGACCCCAGACGAUUGGGCGAUCCCUCCGCUCCCAGGGCGAAGUCACACUGGGAACCUAGAGAGCCCCCUCUCCCGAGGUAGAGACGUCCUAGAAACUCAGCGAUCUCCACUUACGGGCGGAGCAGGCUCCAGAACUGAAAGAUUCCCCACGACCUCCAGAGCGCCAAGUUCCAGAGGACUGGGAGAUUCCCGCCCCCCUCAUAGAGCGCCGAGACGCACCCUAGGGGCCUCAACACUCCUCAAAGCGGAGAGCCAGAGACUUCGCUCUCUCGCUCCCACCCCCUCCCCUCUCCAGAUCGCCGAGAGCUGGGGGGGCUGCGAGACUCCCCUGGAACUAAGAGACAGAUCCCCCACUUUCUCUCCACCCCCGGAACUAGGAGGCAAGACUCUCCACCCCUAAUCCUCCUCUAUCCCCUCCCGCCCAGUCCCAGAUCGUGAGGGGGCGGUGAGAACGGACAGCAGAAGCCCCCUCACACCUGAGACCACCCCCAGCCUCAGAGCAGAGAGCUCUCCCAAGACCACUUCGUCUCGUGUUGACCGAGACAGAGCUCUCGCAGGCGACGAAGGCUAUCGGACCUGGAGAGACUCCUCACUCAGAAGAGGUAACCCCCCUUUCUUGGCUACGGGAAGGUCUGGUGGGAAUUGGAUGCUCUUUGGUCUCACCUAGUGCCAGCCCAGACUAUAUCUUUCUCAAUCCUCAGAAUCACCUGCUGUAUCACCUUGGACAAAGAGUGAGAUCCUAGUCAGGAACAACAAGGUGUGUGACCAGUGUCAUCAGCCAUGGCCCCCUUUCUACGCAUCUCCUUCAACUCCUAUGAGCUUGGAUCCCUCCAGUCUCCUGAGGAAAACUGUCAACCGUUCUGUGCUGUCAAAAUGAAAGAAUCACUGACCACAGAGAGAGGGAAGACACUGGUCCAGAAGAAGCCCACCAUGUACCCAGAUUGGGCAUCAACGUUUGAUGCCCACAUCUACGAGGGACGGGUCAUCCAGAUCGUCUUGAUGAAGGCAGCUGAGGAACCCCUGUCGGAGGUGACCGUGGGCGUGUCUGUGCUGGCCGAGAGAUGCAAGAAGAACAGCGGCAAAGCCGAAUUCUGGCUGGACCUGCAACCUCAGGCCAAGGUCCUCAUGUCUGUCCAGUAUUUCCUGGAAGACGCAGAUUGCAAGCAGUCCAUGAAGACGGAGGAGGAGAGCAAAUUCCCCACCAUGAACCGGCGGGGGGCCAUCAAGCAGGCCAAGAUCCACUAUAUCAAGAACCACGAGUUCAUCGCCACCUUCUUCGGCCAGCCCACCUUCUGCUCCGUCUGCAAGGAAUUUGUUUGGGGCCUUAACAAGCAAGGCUACAAAUGCAGACAAUGUAAUGCGGCGAUUCACAAGAAAUGCAUCGACAAGAUCAUCGGUCGGUGCACGGGCACAGCGGCCAAUAGCAGGGAUACCAUGUUCCAGAAGGAGCGCUUCAAGAUAGACAUGCCACAUCGCUUCAAGGUGUACAACUACAUGAGCCCCACCUUCUGUGACCACUGUGGGAGCCUGCUCUGGGGACUGGUGAAGCAGGGCUUAAAGUGUGAAGACUGUGGGAUGAACGUGCAUCAUAAGUGUCAGAACAAAGUGGCAAAUUUAUGCGGCAUCAACCAGAAGCUUUUAGCUGAAGCAUUGAACCAAGUCAGCCUGAAAUCUUCCCGGAAGUCAGACACAGGGUCUACGGAAAACUUUGGCAUCUACCAGGGCUUUGAGAAGAAAGCAGUUCCCCCUGGGGAAGAUUCAGCAGAUAACGGGACCUAUGGGAAGAUCUGGGAAGGCAGAUCUUCCAAGUUCAACAUCAACAACUUCACAUUCCACAAAGUCCUGGGCAAGGGCAGCUUUGGGAAGGUGCUGCUGGCUGAGCUGAAGGGAAAGGGCGAGUUCUUUGCCGUGAAGGCUCUGAAGAAAGAUGUCGUUCUGAUAGACGAUGAUGUGGAGUGCACCAUGGUGGAGAAGCGAGUGCUGGCACUCGCCUGGGAGAACCCAUUCCUGACGCACCUUUACUGUACUUUCCAAACCAAGGAACACCUGUUCUUUGUGAUGGAAUUCCUCAAUGGAGGUGACCUGAUGUUUCACAUCCAGGAUAAGGGACGCUUUGACCUGUACCGAGCCACGUUUUACAGUGCUGAGAUCCUGUGUGGUUUACAGUUCCUGCACAGCAAAGGCAUCAUUUAUAGGGACCUCAAACUGGACAAUGUGAUGCUGGAUAAAGACGGCCACAUCAAGAUCGCUGAUUUUGGGAUGUGCAAGGAGAAUGUGGUGGGGGAGAACAGGGCCACCACAUUCUGUGGUACACCAGACUACAUUGCCCCCGAGAUCCUGCAGGGCUUGAAGUAUACAUUCUCAGUGGACUGGUGGUCCUUCGGCGUCCUCCUGUACGAGAUGCUCAUUGGGCAAUCCCCCUUCCAUGGGGAUGAUGAGGAUGAGCUCUUUGAGUCCAUCCGUGUGGACACACCCCACUACCCACGAUGGAUCACCAAGGAAUCAAAAGACAUCCUGGAGAAGUUGUUUGAAAGGGAUCCCAUUAAGAGACUGGGGGUGACAGGUAACAUCAAAGUCCAUCCGUUCUUCAAGACUAUCAACUGGACUCUCCUGGAGAAGCGGGAAGUGGACCCACCAUUCAAGCCCAAAGUGAAGUCAGCCGGUGACUACAACAAUUUUGACCGAGAGUUCCUAAGCGAGAAGGCCCGCCUCUCCUUCAGUGACAAGAACCUCAUCGAUUCCAUGGACCAGUCAGCCUUUGCCGGCUUCUCCUUUGUCAAUCCCAAAUUUGAGCGGCUCCUGGAGAAAUGAGUGUUCUGUUGAACCCUCUGCCCCCUUGGUCAAAAGCCCACCAGUGCUAGCUAGCUAUGUGUACCAGUCCCCCAGGGUGAAUAGGGCUAGGAUCUCUCCUGACCGCCUCUCAGCCCUGUCCUGGACCCCCAUAAUAUGCAACAGUGUGAUUGUAACUAUUUCUCUGGCUGCCUCCGUGCCCAUAGGCAGCAGAGCUUUUGCAUGGUUGGGGUUUUAGGUACCUUCCUCUGUGAAUCAUGUGUGAAUUUUCUACUCCUCUGGUUGAGGAGGGAGAUUGUAAAUCCCAUGUUUUGUUACUUGAAUGUAGUUAUCUAUUGAAAAUAUAUAUUAUAUAUAAAUAUAUAUAUAUGAAAAGCUGUAUAUAUUGCUCCAUAGAGAAGAAACCUGUAAGGGAACUGGUGAUGUGUUAACUUUUUUAUAAAAACACACAAACAAAAUCCAAACAUAAACCAUGAGACCUCUUGGUUCUUUUAUUUAAUGUCUCCAAUAAAACAAUGGAAUGGUC